This is a messenger RNA of Megalops cyprinoides (Indo-Pacific tarpon), 1287 nucleotides long. Its product is annotated as complement C1q tumor necrosis factor-related protein 5-like. Bases 308 to 1126 code for a protein of 272 amino acids. NCBI's taxonomy places the organism in Eukaryota, Metazoa, Chordata, Actinopteri, Elopiformes, Megalopidae. The transcript is spliced from 3 exons. Gene Ontology annotation, molecular function: protein binding. The record is from RefSeq and is a predicted model, not a curated record.
UUUUCCUUUUUUCCUCUGUCUAAAGAGGCAGGGAAAGAGACUUUUCAGCUGUUGUUUUUCAAUACUAUUGCACCAGAGUUAAGAACAGCCAUUGUGAUUUGUAUGCAGGGUUUCUUACCAAUAAGAUUGUGGAUAAAUGGUACUACCUUCUUUCACUGCAGUGUCUGGAGAAUAAACACUCCAGCUACAGUCUCCCGGGAGGACUCCGUUUUGACCAGUUAGCGUGACCACAGCUUUUUUUUUCCCAGAGGAAAGACCGAUCUUAUUCACCAGACUCAAGUCUCCUACUACUGCUGGUAUAUUUUUGAUGAAAGCCUCAUUAAUAGGAGUGCUGAAAGAACACCUCCAGAGCAGACUUCAUUUCCACGACUCUGCGAUGACAUCAUUCCUGCUGUGGACUUUCUGUUUCUCCCUCUUCCUGCUGAUUAGCCUGUCCAAUCAGCUGGAAGACAACAAGAUCCCCAGCCUGUGUUCUGGGCAGCCCGGUAUCCCGGGAGCCCCUGGGGCACAUGGUAGUCCUGGCCAGCCAGGGAGGGAUGGGAGAGAUGGGAGAGAUGCCAUGCCUGCAGAGAAGGGUGAAAAGGGGUUGAGGGGAGAACCAGGAGUACCAGGGGAGCGGGGCUACAGUGGGGACAGAGGGAUGCCUGGGGAGAAGGGAGAGCGGGGCCCGCCAGGGGAGUGUGCUGUGGCCCCCAAGUCCGCCUUCAGUGCCAAGCUGAUGGACAACCGCAGCACUCCCCUGGUGGUGGUGGACAGCGCAGUGCCCUUUGGCACUGUGCUGCUGAACGAGCAGGGUGACUACAGUCCGGAGACUGGCCGCUUCACCUGCAGGGUGCCGGGUGUCUACUACUUCGCCGUGCAUGCCACCGUCUACCGCGCCAGCCUCCAGUUCGACCUAGUGAAGAAUGGUCACGUGGUGGCCUCCUACUUCCAGUUCUACGGAAACUGGCCCAAGCCAGCCUCUCUCUCGGGGGGGUCCCUGUUGCACCUGGUGCCAGGGGACCAGGUAUGGGUGCAGAUAGCGCUAGGCGAGUACAGCGGCUUCUACUCCAGCACCAAGACAGACAGCACCUUCAGUGGCUUCCUGGUGUACUCAGACUGGAAGAACUCUGCUGUUUUUGCAUAGGUGCUGUAUAUAAUCUCAAAUGCGCGUGCCAUGGAGAGGUGGCCUGGUUGUGGAUUUUGUCUUGUAGACAGAUGGUUUGAAAGGUUGGAAUCCAAGUUUUGACACUGCUUUGGUACCACAUGUUUGAACAAGGUCCUUAGCCUGAAUGACUCCAGGGAAAA